Rotaria sp. Silwood2 is the source of this 1374-nucleotide messenger RNA. NCBI's taxonomy places the organism in Eukaryota, Metazoa, Rotifera, Eurotatoria, Philodinida, Philodinidae. The record is from the annotation of a GenBank genome assembly.
AUGUUAAUGAAUUUUGUUUUUAAAAGUAAACCUGAUUGUCCUGGUGGUGGCGAUGAAUCACCAUUAUGUAACAAUGAUCAAUGUUCAAUUGAUAAUGGUGGUUGUAGUCAUACAUGUCAUCGAUCACCAUUUGGUGCUUUAUGUCUUUGUCAACCAGGUUUUCGUGUACGAAAUACAACAAAUUAUAAAAAAUGUGAAGAUAUCGAUGAAUGUACAGAUGAUCCAAAUACAUGUCAUCAGUAUUGUUUAAAUACAAAUGGAAGUUUUGUAUGUUCAUGUGCCGAAGGUUUUAUAUUGCAAACAGAUGGACAUAGUUGUAAAAUUAUUAAUGAAACUGGUAUUCGUUUAUUAACUGUGCGUCAAGCAACAAUGGAAUGGUUUUCACCAACAUUACAAACCUAUGGUCAAAUUAAUCUUGGUCCUAAUAUGCGUUAUAUAGUUGCAUUUGAUAUUGAUAAUCGAACGAAUACAUAUUUCUGGUCUGAUUUAGUAACAAAUAUAAUCUAUAGUCGUACGGAAAGAGCAAAUAAUUAUACUAAACUUAUUACAAGUGGUAAUAGUUAUAUAGCUGAUAUGGCAUUUGAUUGGAUCGGACAUAAUUUAUAUUGGACAGAUUAUAUGCUUGAACAUGUUGAAGUUUCAACAUUUGAUGGCCGUUAUCGUCGAAUAUUAUUUCAUGAAAAUUUAACAAAUCCAUGGUCAAUUACUGUUGAUCCACGUGCUGGUUUACGAUAUUUAUUUUUAACUGAUUGGGGUAAAAAUCCACGUAUUGAACGUGCUAGUAUGGAUGGUCAACAACGUGUUAGUAUCGUUAAUGAUUCCAUUGAAAUGCCAGUUGGUUUAACACUUGAUUUAAUACGUCAAGAAAUUUAUUUUACAGAUCAUCAUUUAAACUAUAUUGAAGUUGUUAAUUAUGAUGGUGAAAAUCGACGAAAAAUUUUAGGUAAUACACAUUUUCUACAUGGACCAAUAUCAAUCAAUGUUUAUGAACAAUAUCUUUAUUGGUAUGAUUCAAAUUCCAAAGAAGUAAGACGUUUAAAUCGUUUUGAACAUGGAAUAAAAGCACAGAAACAUGAGAGAAUUAUGUCAAGAGCAGGAGUAAUUUCAAUGAAAAUGUCACAUCAAAUCUAUCAACCAUAUGAACCAAAUCCAUGUCAACAAUCUCGUUGUACACAAUUAUGUCUUCUUUCUCAUACUGCACCAUUAGGCUAUACAUGUGCAUGUUCAACUGGUUUCCUUCUUGACCAAGAUCAAAUUACAUGUUCAAAAGAUCAUUCACCGUUUAUUAUUUAUAUGAGACGUGAUACAAUUAGUGGUAUUAGUGUAAGACAUAAUCAACAAUAUAUUGAUGAAAAUUCAAAUUAUGAUGAUUAA